This is a messenger RNA of Lathyrus oleraceus (garden pea), 2636 nucleotides long. Its product is annotated as serine/threonine protein phosphatase 2A 55 kDa regulatory subunit B beta isoform. Gene Ontology annotation, molecular function: protein phosphatase regulator activity; protein binding. Gene Ontology annotation, cellular component: protein phosphatase type 2A complex. The coding region runs from base 391 to 1941 and encodes 516 amino acids. Lineage: Eukaryota; Viridiplantae; Streptophyta; Magnoliopsida; Fabales; Fabaceae. The transcript has 14 exons. The record is from RefSeq and is a predicted model, not a curated record.
CAAACAGGAACCUAUUAUUGAGAGAGAGAAGAAGUAGACAGAGGAGAGAGUGUGUUUUUUGCUUGUGUUGUGUUUUGUGUUUUUUAGCAUCUCCAAAUCCAAAGAACCGUCUGCUUCGUCAAUUUUUAUCCUAAACAAAAAUUUCCCAUUUUUCUCCUUUUCGAGAGAGAAGACAAAAAAGGAAAAAAAAUCGUGUUUUUUUUGUGUGUGUUGAAGAAAAAUGGUCGAAGUGGAAAUCCAAUUCGAAACAAGGGUGUGAGAAAAAAAAUUGUAUUUUUUUUAUGGGUGUGUUUGAAAGUAUGAUCUUGUGAAAACCCAGAAAGGAAAUCUUCGAUGCGUUGGUAGAUAGAGAUUGUGGUGAUUUUUUUUUGGUGUUCCGUUGAUUGGAAAAUGAACGGUGGCGAUGAUGCUGUUGUAGCUCCGGAGGAACCUUUGCAACCAUUGGAGUGGAAAUUCUCGCAGGUUUUUGGCGAGCGUGCGGCUGGAGAGGAAGUUCAGGAAGUGGACAUAAUUUCUGCCAUUGAAUUUGACAAGUCUGGUGAUCAUCUUGCUACUGGUGAUCGCGGUGGUCGAGUAGUUCUCUUUGAACGGACAGAUUCAAAAGAUCAGCAUGGAUCAAGAAAGGAUUUGGAGAGUACCGACUAUUCUAAUAGCCGGCAUCCUGAGUUCCGCUAUAAAACUGAGUUUCAGAGUCAUGAGCCUGAGUUUGACUAUCUUAAGAGCUUGGAAAUAGAAGAGAAAAUUAACAAAAUAAAAUGGUGCCAAACAGCUAACGGUGCUGUAUUCCUCCUGUCUACGAAUGACAAAACAAUCAAAUUUUGGAAGGUUCAAGAAAAGAAGGUGAAGAAAGUUUCUGACAUGAAUAUUGACCCUUCAAAAGCAAAUGGAAAUGGAUCUAUCGCAAGUUCGAGCAAUUCUUGUAUCCUUAAGCCACAUCUUGCAAAUGGAGGAUCUUCAGAUAAAACAUAUAGUUAUCAAAGCAACGAUUUCUCAUUUCCACCCGGAGGCUUACCGUCACUAAGAUUACCCUCGGUAGUGGCUAGCCAUGAGACCAGUCUGUUGGCUCGAUGUCGUAGAGUAUAUGCACAUGCUCAUGAUUAUCACAUCAAUUCUAUUUCAAAUAACAGCGAUGGAGAAACUUUCAUAUCCGCCGAUGAUUUGCGAAUAAAUCUUUGGAACCUGGAAAUUAGCAAUCAAAGUUUUAAUAUUGUUGAUGUAAAGCCUGCAAAUAUGGAGGAUCUUACUGAGGUUAUAACAUCAGCAGAAUUUCACCCGACACAUUGUAAUACAUUGGCAUAUAGCAGUUCGAAGGGCUCAAUUCGUCUUGUUGACUUGCGGCAGUCAGCCUUAUGUGAUUCCCAUGCCAAGUUAUUUGAAGAACAGGAGGCCCCUGGGUCCAGAUCGUUUUUCACAGAGAUUAUUGCUUCUAUCUCGGAUAUAAAAUUUGCAAGGGAGGGAAGAUACAUACUUAGUCGCGAUUACAUGUCUCUGAAGUUAUGGGACAUUAAUAUGGAUUCUGGCCCAGUUUCGACAUUCCGGGUUCACGAGUAUUUAAGGCCAAAGUUAUGUGAUUUAUACGAAAACGAUUCAAUUUUUGAUAAGUUUGAGUGUUGUCUAAGCGGCGAUGGAUCACGAGUUUCAACCGGUUCUUACAGCAAUCUAUUCCGCGUGUUUGGUUGCGCCCCGGGAAGUACAGAAGCUACAACUUUGGAAGCCAGCAAAAAUCCAAUGAGACGACAAGUUCCAACACCGUCAAGGCCUUCCAGAUCAAUCGGAAACAGCAUCACAAGAGUUGUACGACGCGGAGCUGAAAACACCGGUGUCGACGCAAACGGAAACUCGUUCGACUUCACAACAAAGCUGCUACACUUAGCAUGGCACCCAAGUGAAAAUUCAAUCGCCUGUGCCGCUGCAAAUAGCUUAUACAUGUACUAUGCAUGACGAAACGAAGGUUGGAAAACACAUAUCUGCUUUGUUAACCUGUUUUUGAGGUUACUUUGCUAUGAAGAAGGUUUCAUUUCUCCCUUCUUUACCAAACACCAACCAUUAAGUUGGAAGCUACAUUAAGUCAUUAACUCACACACUAUAAAGUGCCCUUCAAAAUAUUUAGCUCAGAAAGAAAAAGAUCAAAAGAAGUGGCAUUUUUUUUUUCAUUUAUCAAUUUUCAUUCUUCUUCUGACCCAAAUAUUCCCCCUCCUUUUUCUGUAUCUUUUUUGUGAAAAGAAGGUGCAGUGAUGAAUGGUUGAUAUUGUGUUUGGCUUUCAAAUGAAGAAGAAAAAUUGUGAUUUGUAGUAUCGCUUCUACAACAGAUAAAGAUAAAAGAUAAAAAUGUAGUUAUUUUUAUUUUUGCUUUAGAUAAGAUAGAUGAUGAUGAUGAUCAUGAUGAUAUGUCUUGUGGGAUAUGGAGCAGUGGAAAACAAAACAAUGCAGUGUAUCAUUUUUUCAUUGAUUAUUUUUGUGUUGGGAAUUUUUGUUUUACAACAAUGUUUCAAUGUUGUCUAGUGUUUUUCUUAUUGAUAUAUACGGUCAAUUUUAUGUAUAAUAUUAUAAAGGAAGUAAUAAUUUUAGGUUGUAAUGGUUUAAAUUAAGGAUAAACAUGUUUUGUCUCUAUUACCAAAUUUUGUUAUUGUUGGAUU